Molecule: messenger RNA, 2030 nt
Organism: Chlamydomonas reinhardtii
Lineage: Eukaryota; Viridiplantae; Chlorophyta; Chlorophyceae; Chlamydomonadales; Chlamydomonadaceae
Exons: 9
Coding region: 33-1295 (420 amino acids)
Molecular function (GO): catalytic activity; iron-sulfur cluster binding
Source: RefSeq, a predicted model, not a curated record
ACUUUCAUAGGCCUUUUUAGACACACGUCGAAAUGAGAAGCGGCGCGCUGCGUUUUGAUGGGCCCACCAGAUGCGUGGCCCCCGCGCGUUGCCUGCGGCAGCGGGGCUGCCGCUUGACCCGCGUGGCGCGUGCGCCUGCCGCCGCCAGCGACGUGCAGCUGCGCACAUCGCUCAUUCCUGAGACUCUAGAGGACAUGGAGACGGACACUGAGCUCAAGGAGCACCUGGCCGCGCUGGAGGCGUCGGGGCAGCAGGCGCUGACGCGCGAGGAGCGCCUGAAGCGGCAGCGCAGCCUGGAUGCACUAGGGGCGCCCUCCUUCUACGCCACGUGCGCGGAGCAUGGCGUGGCGCCCCUGAAGCGCUCCGCUGCGCGCAUCUUCCAGCUCAACAUCGGGCUGUACUGCAACCAGGCCUGCAGCCACUGCCACGUGGAGUCGUCGCCCCGCCGCACCGCGGAGCAGGCCAGCCGCGACACCGUAGACCGCUGCCUGGAGCUGCUGCGGGCGGACCGCGCGGCGCCGGACGGCGGCACCAUCACCGCACUGGACAUCACCGGCGGUGCGCCUGAGCUGAACACCAACUUCAGGUACUUGGUGGAGCAGGCUGCGCCCCUGGGUCUGGAGAUCAUUGACCGCUGCAACCUGACUGUGCUACUGGAGCCAGGGCAGGAGGACCUGGUGGAAUUCCUGGCCAGGCACAAGGUGCGUGUGGUGGCGUCGCUGCCGUGUUACUCGGAGGACAACGUGGACAAGCAGCGCGGGCGUGGCGUGUUCGAGCGCUCCAUCGAGGGGCUCAAACUGCUGAACGCGGCGGGCUACGGCGUGGAGGGCUCGGGGCUGCAGCUGGACCUGGUGUAUAACCCGGGCGGCGCCUUUCUGGCCCCCAGUCAGUCCAAGCUGCAGGAGGCCUACAAGAGCGAGCUGGGCAGCGCUUACGGAAUCGGCUUCAACCGCCUAUUGGCGCUCAACAACAUGCCCAUCAAGCGCUUCGCCGACUUCCUCACACGCAAGGGCGCGAUGAAGGACUACAUGGGGCUACUGGUGAACAACUUCAACGCCGGGGCGGCGGAGUACCUCAUGUGCAGGGAUACGCUGAGUGUGCGGUGGGAUGGAGUGGUGUACGAUUGCGACUUCAACCAGCAGCUGGACAUGGCGAUUGAGGACGGCAAGACCGGCAAGCAGCUGACCAUCUGGGAUAUCUCCUCCAUUACCGACCUCACCUCGCGCCCCAUCCGCUGCGACAACCACUGCUUUGGCUGCACGGCUGGCUCGGGCUCCAGUUGCCAGGGGCAGUAAGAGAGGAGACAGCGACGCUGACAUGUGCUUGGGAGGAGAAGCCGCCGUGGCUGAGGGUGCCAAGCCGUAUUCUACUGCAUAGAAAUAUGAGUGGGAGUGAAAUUAUGCCAAGUGAUCGACUAGUGGAGUGCUGUGAGAAAGGCGGUUGAGAGAAAAGAGCUUCAAAUCUGAAGGGCUGGGCGUUGUGCUGGAUUCGGCUGGAUUUCCGUGACCGGGACAGUGUGUCUGUGUCACCCCGCAUGGCUGCUGUGCUGGUUUGCGCAUCUGCACGUUUGUCCACAAGUUGAAUGUUCGAAAGUAGGACGGGGAUUAAAGCACCCAUUGCAUGCAUUCGUGGGCGUGUGGCGGUUGGUGGGGUGGGGUGCGAUGCGGGCGCACCAGGUUUGCAUGUUUGUCUGACCAAGUGGGCCCGUGUGCCCAUAAUUGCCUUAGGAAAUCAACAAAAACUCACUGAACAUAGUACGCACACAAUAAACAGCUCGUUCGGGUACUUCAGUAUUGGUUUUGAAGGUCAAAGAAAAAUGGCGCCGAGUAAGGUAUCACCGCAACAAGACGAGCUAAUGAAAGCCGUGCUCGCAAAUGAUGAGGCCGGCUUAGCGGCCCUCGUAGGACUGAACGUCUCCGUGACAUUCGUUUCAGAGCUCGGCCUGUCGCCGGCGAUAGUCGCAGCGGAAAACGGAUUCACAGGAUGCUUAAAGGUUCUUUUAAAAGCUGGCGCAGACCCCAACAAGGUAG